Molecule: messenger RNA, 3427 nt
Organism: Camellia sinensis
Lineage: Eukaryota; Viridiplantae; Streptophyta; Magnoliopsida; Ericales; Theaceae
Product: pre-mRNA-splicing factor
Cellular component (GO): nucleus
Source: RefSeq, a predicted model, not a curated record
GUAAAUAUCUAAAAUGAACCAUUUGAUUUGACGAACCCAUCUUAACUCAAAACCCGUUAAGUUUAUCCUCUCUCUCUCUCUCUCUCUCUCUCUUCGGGGUUUGGCGGACUCUCUGCGAAGUUCUGUUAAAUAUUCUCUGAUCUGAUCUGAUCUGCGAGAUGUACAACGGAAUUGGAUUGCAGACCCCGAGGGGUUCGGGGACGAACGGUUACAUACAGAACAACAAGUUCUUCUUGAAGCCGAGGAGCGGGAAGGUGGUGGUUGACAACUCCGGGAAGGGGUUUGAGGCCGGUCAGGGCACCGCUGGUGUCACCAAGAAGCCGAAUCAGGACAUCCUUGAGCAUGACCGCAAGAGGCAGAUUGAGCUCAAGCUUGUUAUCCUUGAAGACAAGCUCGUUGAUCAGGGCUACACAGAUGCCGAGAUUGCUGAGAAGCUCGCAGAGGCCAGGAGGAAUUUGGAAGCCGCCGGUGAAGCUGCCCCAAAUUCUGUGGAUGAUAAGGUUUCAGAUACACAGACACACCAGAUUGCUGCUCGGAAGGAGAAGAAGCUGGAAACAUUAAGAGCUGCUCUUGGGAUAAGCACCUCUGUAGUUGACAGUCAAAAAAAGAACGACCAGGUGUCAAAUUUUGUAGAGAGUGGUGAUGAUGAUGGAGUAAUAGACAACCAAAAAGAAGGUCUUAAUGAUGAUAGCAAGUCGCACAAAAAUGAUGCUAAAGAUGACAAGGAUGAUGUGACCAAGGCUGAGAAAAAAAGGAAUAAUGAAGGUGGAAGAGAUGAGACUGAUGGGUUAAGAAAACACAAGGUUCAAGAGGGCAAAGAAAGUGGGAGAGUGACUGAUUCUUCUGAUACAGAUAGCAUUGAAAAGCAUGUAAAGGGGAUCAGGAAGAAGCAUCAUAAAAGUAAUCAGGAGAGUGAUUCUGAUAUUGAUGUUAGGAAGAAGAGACAACAAUCAUCAAGAAAGGACAAUAAAAGUAGAAGACAUUACAGUGAUGAUUCCGAUUCCUAUUCCGAUGAUGAGGAGUAUGAGAAAAUGCGUACGAGGCAUGACAAGAAAAGUAGAAGACAUGACAGCGAUUCUGAACCUGAUGGUGAGAAAUAUGAGAUAACUCGGAAGGGGCAUGACGUCAAAAGUAGACGACAUGACAGUGAUGAUUCUAAGCCUGAUGAUGAGAAAUAUGAGAAACCUCGUAAGAAGCAUGACAACAAAAGUAGAAGACGUGACAGUGAUGAUUCUGAGCCUGAUGAUGAGAAAUAUGAGAAACCUCAUAAGAGGCAUGACAACAAAAGUAGAAGACAUGAGAGCGAUGAUUCUGAGGCUGAUGAAGAGAAAUAUGAGAAACCUCGUAAGGGGCAUGACAACAAAAGUAGAAGACAUGUGAGUGACGAUUCUGAGGCUGAUGAUUAUGAGAAAACCCAUAAGAGGCAUGACAACAAAAGUCGAAGACGUGAUAGCGAUGAUUCUGAACCUGAUGAUGAGAAAUAUGAGAGAACUCAUAAGAGGCAUGAGAACAAAAGUCGAAGACAUGACAGCGAUGAUUCUGAGGCUGAUGAUGAGAAAUAUGAGAAAACUCAUAAGAGGCAUGAGAACAAAAGUCGAAGACAUGACAUCAAUGAUUCUCAGCCUGAUGAUGAGAAAUAUGAGAGAACUCACAAGAGGCAUGACAACAGAAGUAGAAGACAUGACAGUGUUGAUUCUGAGGCUGAUGGUGAGAAAUAUGAGAAACCUCAUAAGAGGCAUGACUUAGGUAAUGAUGAUUCUUUUUUAGAUGAAGGCUUUAAGCAUAAGUCUCUAAAGGGGAAGCCACUAAAAUCGAACAGGCAAGAUGAUCCUGAGUAUGACUCUGAUAGAGAUAGUGGUGAGGGAAAUAAAAGAAAUCAAGUGGAGAGAAAAAGGAAUAAGCAGAAUGGUAGUCACAGGAUAGAGAAAGAGGUCUCUGUUUUGGAUGAUCGCAGGAAAAUUGAUGAGAGGUGUGAGAAAAGUAGCAGAACGUAUGUUGUGGCAAGUGACUCUGAUUCUGACAAAGCCCGAAAACUGAAAAAGGAAAUUGUGGAGAAGAGUACAAGGCGUCGUCAUGACACUUAUGAUGAUGAUUCUGAUAAGAAAAUGGAGAAGACUCGGAGAAGUGGAAGGCACGAUACUGAUAAGGAUGACUAUGAUGACCAUAAGAGCGAUACUUCCCAUGGGAGAGACAGCAAGAGUGUUUCUGACAGUGAUUCAACUGAUUACAAACAUGGGAAGAGGGACAAUUCCAAGUCAUUGGAGAAGAGCAGAAAUGGUCGUGGAGGUGAUUCUAGUAGCAGAGGCGGUCAAAGUGGACAUCGAUCUAGUCUAGAUGGGAGGAGUUUUAGAUCUACUGUAAUUGGAAAUGACGACAGGAAAAAAGAAGCAAGUGCUCCUCAAAAGGGUGGUGAUGGGUUGGACAUGUUCAGGAAGUUGGAGGAGCUGUACCAGUCAAAGGAGGAUACUUUGGAGGGUCCUGGUUAUGGAAGUCAAGAAAUGAUGAGGGCCAAGAGGAAGGUCGAUGAUGGAAACCAGGAUGGGCAGCCCGAAGCAAAGUCUAGAAGCCGAAAUGUAGGUAAGGUGGCAGAUCAUAGUAGGGAACAGCAGAAGGAACCCGAAGCAUAUACUAGAUCUCACAGGAUCAAGGAUGACCAGAAGUCAGAUGCUUAUUCAAGGUUGAACAGGUCUGGAGGAGGGGAUGGGGAUGACAAUAUUGAACGUGGUGGCAUAACUCAUAGCAGGGAGCAACUACGUCAUGAGAGCAGAAGAAGUGAUCGGGAUAAUGAAGAGCAACAAAGGGGCAGGAGAUACAGCAGGGAUGAGGAUGAGAGCAGGGGAAUCAAGCAUAGAAGAGAUGAAGAGGAGAUUUAUAGAAAGAAUAGGAUAGAUGAGGAGCAGUGUCGGCAUGGAAGUAGAAGACGUGGAAGGGAGGAGGAAGAAGAGCGUGAAAGUGGGAGAGAUGAGAGGGUUAGACAUGUUGAUUCCUCAAAGAGAGUAAAAUAUGAAUAUUCUCGGUCAGGUGAGGGACGAAGGCAUGACAUUGACAAGCGGGACGAUGGACGGACCAGGCGACGAGACUAAAGUUGCUUGUUAUCUUAGAGACGGCUCUAUAGAUUAUGAUACAUGAAUGUGCCACUGUUUUGUCAAAGCUGGAUACUGAUGCUAUUGGCAAGAUGGAACCAAAUUAUUGCUGGGAUUGAUGGAGUUGGAUGAUGGUUUGAUGAUGUAUUUUGAUGAUACUUUUUGUAUGAAUGAUUGAGAGAAUUUUUUGCAUAGACCAGUUAGUUUGAGUACUUUUAUGCACUAUUUCCCCGUCUCUGUAUAAUGUUGUAUGAUGUGUUGAUUUCAUAAUAUUGUAAGCUUCUUUGCUACAAAUUUGGCAUGCUUUUAUCUGGUAAUGUAGAUUCUCUUCCUUCUUGCUUCUA